AUGGCGCCUUCCAGGUUCGGUGCGUCCAAAUACCGCAAUUCAUUAGCAUCAGUUCCGCCAAGGGAAGAGUUCUAUCGCUCUCACCUACCUCCGUCCACUGGAUCAAGCAGCAGCAACCUGUCCACGUUUAGUGGUGAGAUCAAGAGCAGCAGAGAAUGGAUUGUCACUGUCACUCCCGCUGGAGAUCUCAGCUGCAGAAAGUAUGGAGACCACUCGGGAGAGAAGGCGAGUAUUGAGAAAGUUGGAAAGGGAGGUGGGGUUGGAGAUUGGGAUUUGAGCAGGUUGGAGGAUGAUAAAGUGGUUAUAGGAGGUCUGGACGGAAGUAUCUCUGUGUAUACCCUUUCUGAAUCACCACCACUGACCCUACGUCACACAAUCCCAGCUCUAUCAUCCUCGCCAAUAACCAACCUCUCCUUGCAUCCUACAACACCUGAUAUACUUCUUGCUUCAUCCAUCUCUCAUCCAGCGGUAAUAUACGACAUAUCAGCCUCUCUAACCUCGCCCACUAUCUCACUAAAUAUCAAAGAACCCAAGGGUAUCUGGUCACUCGGAUGGUCAAGUAAUGGGACGCAAGUCGCAGUCAUAGGUAAAUCAGGUACUUUGUAUAUCUACGAACCCCGUAAAACGACUGAACCAAUCAAGACAAAAAAUCUGUCAAUUUCGGUACAAGCUUUGAAACCAUGCCGACUGACUUGGGUGGGGGAUCAAGACCUCUUCAUAACGUCAUUCUCAAAAACUAGAAACAGACAAUAUUCUUUAAUCUCCACAUCGAAAAAUCCAAAUGAGUUGGAAACAAUUUUUAGCCAAUCAUUGGAUACGUCCACAAAUCCCUUGAUACCACUAGUAGACGAAGAACGUAGAAUAAUCUACCUCGUUGGAAAAGGAGAUAUGAGUCUCCGUCAAAUUGAAUUUUCCGGUCCAAUGGGAUAUCAAGAAACGAUACACCCCCUACAGCAUACCUUGAACAGCGGCUCAAUAGCGUUGGUACACCCUACGAAGCUAGAUGUGAUGAAAGCAGAAAUCGCCAGUACACUCUUACAAGUAACGGAUAAAGAUGGCGAUGCGCUGCUACCUCUGAGUGUCAAGGUGCCGAGAAGACAGUUGAUAGAUUAUCAUGAGGAUUUAUAUCCCGAUGUGACGGGUACAGUUCCUGAACAGACUGCUGAAGAAUGGUUGAAAGGAGAGGACAAGAAGCCUUUCAGUCUUACUUUAGAUCCAUCGAGGCGCAGUACAUGGGAAAGAAGAAUUCAAGAUUAUAGAAGUUCAGUAGGGACAGCUUCAGCAGGACCACUGGACCCACCUGCUCAGCCCGCAUCCGAACCUACUACGGCAAACACUACAUCUGGUACUGUCGCUCAGCAGGACCCAACGCCACAACAACCAGACUCCGCUCCACACACCGAAAAAGCCAUUGCGGUCAUCGAAAAGGCUCAAAUCGCCUCAACCACUACGUCUCUCAAUAUCAAUACGAGUUUACCGCCUCUGGAAGGAGAUGAGACAUACUCGUCUACCGCCUACAAGUCUCGUAUAGUAGCUGAUUACCUAGCUGGCGAGUACGAGAAGCGCAAGAAUGGGGGAGAUAAAAGACCUUUGUUUGUCGGCUUGCAAGGCCCCCAAGGAUGUGGUAAAACCACUCUGUGCUCCGGAUUCGUACAAUAUCUUAAGGAGAAGAAAGGCUUAAAAGCUGCUGUUUUGUCUCUCGAUGAUCUAUACAAAACCCAUGCAGAUCUCGUAGCUGUUGCUGAAAGACACCCAGAUAACGCUCUCUUAGCUGGCAGAGGUCCACCCGGAACGCAUGACGUCGCACUUGCAACUUCCGUCCUCGAGAAGAUCAAGCAAAUCAAUGAAUCAUCCGAUAAUACCGUUGAGUUACCGAUAUUUGACAAGAGUCUAUGUGGUGGAGAAGGCGAUCGAUCUUCUGAAACUGUCAAGAUCACCGGCCCGAUCGACUUAUUCAUUCUGGAAGGAUGGUCAAUGGGAUUCGCACCUUUGUCGUCCUCGGAUCUAGAGUCGGCUCACGCAAACCCCAAACCUGCUUCUCCCCGAACUUCCGAUACAUACUUCAACAAACAUCCGAUUUCAUCCUUACAGACACUCAACACGUACUUGGAGGAGUUCUCCCGAGCUGUCUAUUCAAGCUUUCAGGCGUUCGUCCAAGUCGAACCCUUAUCGUAUGACUAUGUGUUCAAGUGGAGGUUGCAGCAAGAACAUCAGAUGAAAGCCAAUAACGGAGGCAAGGGAAUGACGGACGAGCAAGUUCACAAGUUUGUGGAAAGGUAUAUGCCAGGGUACGAACUAUGGAAAGAAGGAAUAUGGAAUGUCGGGACAGGCUGGGAAGGGAGAGGUUUGAAAUUGGUGUUUGGUGGUGAUAGAGAAGUGGUGAAUGUCGUUCAACCUACAUCUGCGGAUAGGAAGCCUGUUAAGGAGGACGAGAAAGGUGAUAUCCAGUUGAAGGAGGUUUCGAAAGUAGCUGAGGAGAAACCCCUCGAGUCGUUGGAAAAGGACAUACCCGUCAAGGUUGAAAAUGUCAAACACAAUGAGAUUACACCCUUCCCACCCCCAUCGACUGAUAAGAAAGGGAAAUCUUCCGACAGUACUACUGCAAAUACUACAUCAGCUCCGUCCUCUAGCCGACCCACCCCAUCUUCCUUACCCAGCGCAGCCCUAACCGAACCGUCAGAACGCUUCAACCCUAAUUGGUCCCGUAAAUUCCUUGCGGGAAAGUCACCUCUUAUACCCACCUACGACUCCAUACCCUCCUUAUCCUCCUUGCACCAAGACUCGAAGAUUCUUAAAGCCAACGCUCACCUCGCAUUCUUCCCUAUUCAGGGUACUGGUGGUCGGUUGAACGUGCAUCCUCUAGCGAAGAAAGGUAGAUUACCGGUUGGUGGUGAAGGAUAUCUAUCAGCUGGGGUAGAAAUAGUACAUUUCGAUGUUGAGCUUGGAGGAGAUCGAGUCGCCAUUGCAGGUGAAGAUGGGGUGGUGAGAGUGUGGAAUGUCGGCAAAGAGGGCGUAAAUGGUGUUGGACCUGAACCUGAACAGGUUCUCAAAGGCAAAGGGAUCGACAAGAUCACACAAAUUGCUUUCCACCCUACCGCCCAAGACUUGCUGGUAGCUCUGACUAUCGAUCAUGGUUCUUCCAGUAUGCGAUUCUUCGAUCUUUCCAAAGGGGAAGAAGCGAAAAUCGCAGAUUUGUCGACUAAUGGGGCGUUCAAUUUGACCUUCUCUCCUGAGGGCGAUCGCGUGGCGAUAGCAACGAAAGAUAAUCAGAUCCUCAUCCUUGAUCCUCGGAUCACAUCUCAAGUAAUAUCUGGAAGAUCUCACGAUAGUCCAAGAUCUUUCCAAAUAUCUUGGAUUGAUGAUAAUCAUCUAGUCUCAGUGGGCUUCUCAAAAGGAUCGCAGCGGAAGAUCAACCUAUAUCAAAUCGAUUCUGGGCAGAUAGAAACCAUUCAAUCAAUCACUAUUGACGUUUCACCAUCUGUCCUUUUCCCAGUGUACGAUCCGGAUACUUCAAUUCUGUACGUAUGGGGUAAAGGUGAACGUGUAAUACAGGCGUACGAGAUCUCGCUUAAUAGCUCCGGAGAAAAAAUCAUCAAGUUACCUAGUUUCACUGCUUCUUCACCUCAAUUGGGAUUAGUAUUCUUACCCAAGAGAAUGGUAGAUGUCAAGAAAGUUGAAGUGGCCAAGUGUCUUAGAUUAACUGGGAAAACUUUGGAGGAAGUUUCGUUUAGUAUACCAAGGAACAAACCUGACUUCUUCCAAGAUGACAUAUACAUCCCAACUAUCGAUGUAGAGAGUUAUGUGAUCUCUGCUCCAGAAUGGCUGGAAGGAAAGAACGUUCCACCAAGAAAGAUAGAUCUCAAACCUGAUGAUAUGAAACCUUUAUCUCAAGCACCUAAAACUGAUACUUCUGCGACCAAGAAGUUCGUCCCUGCUGCAAAUGUCAUGUCGGAAGAGGAGAAGAAGCGACAAGAGAUGGAUGCGUUGUUCGCGAAAGCCAAGAUGGAUGAAAGCAGUGAUGAGGAAGAGGAGGAGGUGAAGGGGCUAGCUCCACCUGAUGAUGAUUGGUAG
This is a messenger RNA of Kwoniella botswanensis, 4071 nucleotides long. RefSeq lists its product as uncharacterized. The record is from RefSeq and is a predicted model, not a curated record. The transcript has 9 exons. NCBI's taxonomy places the organism in Eukaryota, Fungi, Basidiomycota, Tremellomycetes, Tremellales, Cryptococcaceae. Gene Ontology annotation, molecular function: actin filament binding. The coding region runs from base 1 to 4071 and encodes 1356 amino acids. Gene Ontology annotation, biological process: actin filament organization.